Physcomitrium patens is the source of this 3485-nucleotide messenger RNA. NCBI's taxonomy places the organism in Eukaryota, Viridiplantae, Streptophyta, Bryopsida, Funariales, Funariaceae. The record is from RefSeq and is a predicted model, not a curated record.
UCAGUCUCGGGAUCCUUUUCUCCGCGCACUGGUUGGAGUUCUGCCGCAGAGGCUCCGUUUAUUCGUGUGUUUUGUGUUUUGUGUGGGUGUGUGUGUUCGUGCGCGUGUGAGGAGGCGCUGAGUAGAGAUUGCGGUGCUGAGCCUUGAUACUAGACCGUGGGAGAAAGUUUCAUGCGGCGGAAGAAUGGACAAGAUGAUCAGCUCGUCGAAGACUUAGCCUGGUGCAGCGGCUCGUCUUAGACGGCCUACCUGCAUCCGUUGCAGGUUUGGCAUUGCAGAGCGUGACUCGGAUUGCUGCUGGAACGCUUGUGCUUGUAUUCCAGAGGCAGCGUACAGUUGUGACAAUAGAUAUAGUUCCUACGCGAAAGUGCAAUCGAAGAACCACGGCACUGGCAACCUUCAACAUGAUGCAACUUUUACCUCUUAACGAGUGUGUGGAAGCUCAAGAGAGAGCUUAGAAGUGCACUCGGUGUCUCUUAACGCAUUCUUCGAUUUUAUCUGCAAGUUCUCUUCAGUAACAAUGGACACCGUUUCUGCGCGCUCACUUGCGGGCAUGUCCAGCAACUUACUAUCAUCACCAGCUCGGACAUGGCAUGGGGAGUUUCGAUUGGUUUCACAGCAAAUUCCCCUGAUCUCCUCGUAUCACGUUACAGGGUCAAACACCAAUAAUUCAACUUCCGUACGAACGUCAUUUUUCGGUGAGAGGAGCCCAAACACUAGCAAAGUCGCUAAGGGACAGCGGCGAAGCAGGCCUGACCAUGCUGUUGUUUCAGUGCUAAAGGGUGAUCGUAUUACAGGAAGCAGAGAUGUUCAGGCACCAGACGAUGUUGAGUCACUUAAAGCUGCGCUGGCCGCAGCUGAAGCUAGAACCGAUGCUGCCAAGCAAGCUGAGAAAAAAGCUUUGGAUGCAUUGGCAGCCAUGAAGAACAAGUCACGGGAUAUGGCGCAGAACGACCAAAAUUCACAGGAAGUAUUUGAAGGCAUCAGUCUUGCAGUGCAAGUUGAAAAGAUCUCUGAGUCUACAAUUCAGAAAGCAACUUUGCGCAUAACCGAGGACGCGGAGCUGAAAAUAGCUGCUGCUGAAACUGCAGCCGCUGAGGUUAUUCUGGAGCUUGAGGAUCAAUUUCGGCGAGCAGCGGAGGACGCUGUCCAAGCCGCCAGUGUGGAGGCACAAGUAACGAUUGAUGAAGCUAGGGCUGCGGUUAGCGCUGCCAGAGUUCAGGCCGAGAAAUCUGAAGCCAUAUUGAACAAACAGGUGAAGGCGUUGAAUGAACUGGCCGAGGCUGAAGCGAAAGUGCUUAUGUUGGAAGAGGCCCUUCUUGAUGCUGGUCGAAAGUUGCAACUGGCGAAUGGGGAAACUGAGCGUAUACGCAUUGAGCUCGACUCAGCUCAAAGAUUCAUCAAAACCGCAACCGCUAGGGCUGAAGCUGCGGAAAGGACAGCCGAGGAACUUCAGAGAGCUGCUGCAAAAGAGGCAGAGGAACGUGCGGAUAGUGCUCAAAGUGCAAUCAAUGCAGUGAAGAAGGCCACGCAGGUGAGACUAGAUGCGGACAAGAUUGCAUUUGAAGCGGAGUUGGAUGCUCUUCGGAGCGCGAAUGAUACAUCUCAUAAGGCUAGCGAAGCCCGCAGACUAGUCGAUAAAUCAAGAUUUGAACUACUAGAACGAUCAUUAUUAGCUGUGGAAAGCGCCACGGCUGCUUGGAAGAACCGAGCGCUAAUGGCUGAGAAAUUAUUGAGGCUAGCCAGAAUCAAUGGAGCCGAAAUUGACACAAGUAGUCUGCCAGUUGAGCAAGCUCCUAGUGUAGGUCGUCUUGAAGUUCUUCCCGGUAGCGAUGUCCGUAUCAAGGACCUUCUCGAAAAUGGUCCUAGACGGGAAACUCCAGACUGGAUGAAGCGGCGGCUUCAAAUAGGCCAACAGGUCUUGCCACCGAUGCAACCCAUCGCAAUAAACGCAGAUGUUGAUGCUUUGAUCCCUCUGCAGCUACCUUCCUCUGAAACCGUCUGGGACGUCUCAAAAUCAAAAGUCAAGGAGAAUGACAAAUAUGCUGUACGGGCAGCAGAAAAAGAGGCACUUGACUUACAAAGAAACGCUAUGGAGAGAGCUCUCCAGACGAAGUCUAUUAAGACUCUAGUGAGAUACCCAGAAGACGCAGAGGAGAAAUCAGAAUCUGGGACAGGAUCUGGCCGCGAGAUUGUGUUUCAAGGUUUCAACUGGGAGAGCUGGAGACGGCAGUGGUGGCUGGAGAUGUCAGCGAAAGCCUCAGAUCUUUCCAAAUGCGGAAUCACAACUAUCUGGCUUCCUCCUCCCACUCAUUCAGUUGCCCCUCAAGGUUACAUGCCAGGUGAUCUCUACAAUUUGAACUCAGCCUAUGGAGGAUCGGAGGAGCUGAAACAGUGUAUAGACGAGAUGCAUAAGCAUAACAUCCUUGUUCUUGGAGAUGUAGUCCUCAAUCACCGUUGCGCUCAAAAACAGAGUCCAAAUGGAGUCUGGAAUAGGUUCGGAGGCAAGCUUAACUGGGGCCCUGAGGCUAUUGUAAGAGAUGACCCUAACUUUCAAGGACAGGGCAACCCUAAAAGCGGAGAUUUCUUUCAUGCUGCUCCGAACAUCGAUCAUUCCCAGGACUUCGUUAGGAGAGAUAUUAUAGAGUGGAUGAAAUGGCUUCGUAGUGACUUCGGUUUCGAUGGAUGGCGGCUCGACUUUGUCAGAGGAUUUUGGGGUGGAUACGUGAAGGAGUACAUUGAAGCAACCAAACCAGCAUUUGCUAUAGGAGAAUACUGGGACAGUCUGGCAUAUGAGGGUGGUCAAGUUAGCUACAAUCAAGAUGCUCACAGACAAAGGAUAGUGAAUUGGAUAAAUGCUGCUGGUGGUACAUCAUCAGCAUUUGACGUGACAACCAAGGGCAUAUUGCACUCAGCUCUUCAUGGUGAAUUCUGGAGAUUAAUAGAUCCUCAAGGAAAACCACCUGGAGUGAUGGGUUGGUGGCCUUCUCGUGCAGUUACUUUCCUUGAGAAUCACGAUACCGGAUCAACUCAGGGUCAUUGGCCAUUCCCUCGCGACAAAUUGAUGAUGGGAUAUGCAUACAUUUUAACACACCCUGGAACUCCUGUGAUUUUCCAUGACCACUUUUAUGACUUCGGUCUGCAUGAUCAAAUAGCGGAUCUUAUCGCCGUGAGAACUCGAACUGGUGUGCAUUGUCGGAGUAAAGUAAAAAUAUUUCAAGCGAAUUUUGAAGGAUAUGCUGCCCAAGUAGGCGACAACCUCGUCAUGAAAAUCGGUCAUCUUGAUUGGAAUCCGUCGAAACAAAAUAAUCUUGCAGGUAGCUGGAACCGUUGCACAGACAAGGGAGAAUAUCAGCUCUGGGAGAGAAAAUAAGACGUCUCCCAUUUGCCUCAUGUAUGACACUUGAAACUAUACUGUACAAUUACUCUUUUCACUAAGAAAACGAGUUUUUAUAAUGGCGUCAUAUUAUUCUGGAUUUGAGAAA